AUGACUUUCUGGGUCUACUUGGAAACGCUUGCGCGCGCCGCCUCGGCAGCCGGGCCGGCCCACGGCCCGGAGGUCCAGUUCCGCAUGAAGAAUCUGGAUUCCAUGCAGACACGGCUCUUGGCCGAGAUCUCCGGGCUUCCUGAAGACAAGAGGGCCGAAGGAUUCUCCAAGAUCCUCGACGCCCUGCCGCGGAUCCUUCCACGGCCGGCACUGCAGCAACUCGCGGAUAGGUUGGCCGCUGACGGCGUGGUCUCAGGCAACGGUGCGGCCACCGAGCAGCCAGCGGAAGAGCCCGCUGGGGCGGCGGGUGGUGAGGAGGAGACAACCGCGCACGACAUGAUGGAGGACUUCCUGCAGAAUGUCGAGAGCACGUCUAGUAUCGCUGACUAUGGCAAGCUCUGGGCGCAACUCGGAGUGCCUCGAGAGUCAGAGGUUGAGGUGCUGUCAGCACUAUUGGAGGUGUCAGUGCAGAAGACCACCACCUUCGAUCUCGUCCCUCGGGUGGUUGCAGAGUUGGCCCGGACUCGCAAGGUCCUGGUGACCAGUCUCGAGGCCGCUCUGAAGGACUUGGCGAGAAAACUUGAAGACAUCGUCCAGGCCAACGACCAGGCCUGGCACUUGAUUAGCUAUUUCCUGGUCUACCUCUUCCCGAGGACGAGGAGCUCCGAGUGGGGCUUCCACUUCGGAGGAUGGAACUUUCCUUCCUGGUGGAAGGCCACGGAAGACAUCUUGAAAGAGGCGCACAAAUGGCGCGCCUUUGACAUUCUGGUGCUGUCCCUGUCUGGCUGGUCCUGUGGUCCUCUGGUCCUGUGGUCCUCUGGUCCUUUGGAACUCCGGUCCUCUGGUCCUCUGGUCCCGUGGUUCGCUGGUCCUCUGGUCCUCUGGUCCCGUGGUCCUCUGGUCCUCUGGUCCCGUGGUCCUCUGGUCCUCUGGUCCUUUGGUCCCGCGGUCCUCUGGUCCUCUGGUCCCGUGAUCCUCUGGUCCUGUGGUCUUCUGGUCCUGCGGGCCUCUGGAAACCGCUAUCUCCACGAAACGACCAUUGAGACACUAUAUUUGUAG
Symbiodinium natans is the source of this 1059-nucleotide messenger RNA. The record is from the annotation of a GenBank genome assembly. NCBI's taxonomy places the organism in Eukaryota, Dinophyceae, Suessiales, Symbiodiniaceae.